This is a messenger RNA of Orbicella faveolata, 1847 nucleotides long. Its product is annotated as hydroxyproline dehydrogenase-like. Gene Ontology annotation, cellular component: mitochondrion. The record is from RefSeq and is a predicted model, not a curated record. Gene Ontology annotation, molecular function: proline dehydrogenase activity; FAD binding. Lineage: Eukaryota; Metazoa; Cnidaria; Anthozoa; Scleractinia; Merulinidae.
UGUCUUCGAGAUACCUGAUCUUUAUUCCUUAAUUUCAGAUAUUUUCCUUUCGCGUUCAGCUAAAGAACUGAAAGAUGUACACCUAUUUUGGCCCACAGCCAUGCCGUAAAUCCAGUCCGACCCUUUUAAAGUUGAAAGGCGGCCAAAAACUGAGCAGAGGAUUAAUUAACAAACCACAAAUAAGCAGCAAGAAAAACAGGUUUUCUAGUCACACAACUGUUACUCUCCCUGAGAACUGUCAUGUUUGAUGUUGUAUAAACGACUUGGUACAGAUUAGUCACCCAAUAUAAACGGCUUGGUACCGGCUAGUCCCUAAAUAUGUCAAUUCUUCGACAUCUUCUUGACCUUUCUUUGGUUCGACCACACGUCCGCUUCUUACAAACCUCUGCAGUUGUGUUUCGAACAGACGUGAUUCAGACGGCUUCGACAAGCGUUGAUCACAAUACAGUGGCCGAGGAACAAGUUCUCUUCGAUGAUAACACUAGAAUAUUUGCUGUAAAGAAAACAAGCGACAUACUGCGUUCUCUUUUCGUUCUUAAAUUGUGCUCCUAUGAUGUUGUGGCAAAGAAAAGUAUGGUGCUUAUGUCCUUUGGCCAAAGGGUGCUUGGAAAAACGUUGUUCGAAUUUUUAUUGCGUAAAACUAUGUACAGCCAGUUUGUGGCUGGAGAGACUCUGCCAGCCAUUCAGGACACAAUCAAAUUGUUACGAGACUGUGGGAUAGGGACUAUGUUGUGUGUGCCUAAUGAAGAGGAUCUCUCCACUGACUAUGAAACCUUUAAAGGCAGGGAGGCAAUGUUUGAUAGAAAUGCAAAGGCCAUUCUUGACUGUAUUGGAAAAACAGAACAAGGAGGCUUUUCACAAAUGAAAAUGACAGCAGUUUGCAGUCCUUUGUUACUUAAUGCACUGAAUGAGCAUUUAGCUCCAUAUGAGACCAGCUCAGAGUUGCCAGCAGAACUGGGUAUUGAAAGAUUUGCAGGAGGGCUUGAUAAGAAAAUCAAGCUCUCUGUUUUAAAUGACAACCAAAAUGAACAUCUUCAAAAUGUUUUGAAAAGACUGGACACAUUUGCUAAGGCAUGCAUAAGUCGCAAUGUACAGUUGGUGAUUGAUGCAGAGCAGACAUACCUCCAGGCUUCAAUUGGUCAACUGGUGUUAGCACUUCAGUACAAGUACAACAAAAACAUGCCUUGGGUGUACAAUACUUAUCAGUGCUACAGGAAGGAUACCCUUGACAGAGUGAAAGCAAAUUUAGAACUGAUGGACAAACUUGGUUUCUACUUUGGUGCGAAGAUUGUGCGAGGAGCAUAUAUGGCACAGGAAAGAAAUCAUGCAGCGGACAUGGGCUAUGAUGACCCCAUACAUAACAGUUAUGAAGAUACCUGUAGCAUGUACAAUCAAGUGGUGGAAACUGUGCUACAGAGAGUUAGUCAUACUCCAGCAGAAGUAAUGGUGGCAUCUCACAAUGAAGAAUCAGUUCAACUUGCUGUGCAAAGAAUGAAGGACCUUGGAAUUGCACAAGAUUCUGGAAAGGUUUCAUUUGGACAGCUUUAUGGAAUGUGUGAUCAGGUCUCCUUCCUGUUAGGGCAGAAAGGCUUCAGUGUGUACAAGUCAGUCCCAUAUGGCCCAGUGGGUGAAGCACUUGCCUAUCUUGCACGGCGAGCUACUGAGAACAAAGAUGUCGUCAAAAGAACAGAAAAGGAAAGGUCACUCUUGUGGCAAGAGUUAAGGAGAAGAAUUGCAGUCUCCUCAGCAUGAUAUUGCCGCAAAUGGCAUUAUUAACCGCGCGGCCAUGGGCCAAGCGCGGUUCAUGUUCUACCCUUGGUUUAUUGUUUUUUGUUAUUUUUUUUUUG